CUCUCUCAAACACACACAUUCACUCACACACACUCACACACUCACACACUCACACACUCACACACACUCAUUCACACACACAUAAAUAAAUAAGCAUAAAAAAUUAAAGCCAUUGGUUUAUUAGAGAAGAAACAGAAAAACAAACCAAUAAGAUUGGGCGGGGGGAUAAAAGCCAUUGUUAAGGAGCAGAGUAGAUAAUCGCACACCAGCAGGAAAAUGCACUCAUACUAAAUCUACCUCUGACAAAAGCUUCAGAGACUGAAGAUGCCCUGAUCGCUAUGGCUCAGCAGAACAGCUUAGUUUACAAAUUGCAAAAUGGGUCUUGAGAGGGGCUCAGCAGUUAAGAGCUCUUGCUCCUCUCAGAGAGGGCCAGGUUUGAUUCCCAGCACCCACUUGGAAGCUCACGAGCGUCUGUAGAUGAUUCAAUUCCAGGGAAUCUGAGGACCCGUUUUGACCUCUUUGGCCAUCUGGCACACAUGUGGUAUACAGAAUUGUGCAGGCAUAACACCCAUGCACAUAAAAUAAUCUGAAGCCAAAAACUGUUCUUCAAGGGCCAGUCAGGCUCCUGCCUGCUGAAGAGCAGCCAGUGCUUUUAGCCACUGAGUCAUCUCUGAAACAGGAUCUCAUUCAGUAACCAAGCUGGCCUUGAACCCAUGACUGUCCUCCUUCCUAGUCUCAUACAUGCCUUACAGAGCAGGGUACCCUGCCCAGCUAGUCUGUUCUUCUUUAUUACUGAAUAGUGUACACCCUGUGGUAUGAACAUCAGCCAGGGCACUUAGGAGAUGGAGACAAGAGAAUUACAAUUUGAGUUUAAGAUCUACACAGCCCUUCUAAGCCAGCCAGAACUACAAACCCUUAUCUAAUAUAAAUAUAUAAGGGUUCACCCACGCGACUGACUGCUCCAGGCCGGACGCUGGUGUCACGGAGGAGGACACUCGCGAACCUUGCCCACGGCGUAUUGUGGAUGAUUGCAGCCGAGCCUUCACCAUGGGUGUCCUUGGUGGUGGAGUCUUCCAGGCUGUCAAGAGCUUCCGCAAUGCCCCUGUUGGAAUUCGACACUGGUUCAGAGGUAGUACCAGUGCUGUGAGGAUCCGAGCACUCCAGAUCGGAGGUAGCUUUGCAGUAUGGGGAGGCCUGUUUCCCACCAUCGACUGUAGCCUGGUCCAGCUGCGGGGCGAAGAAGACCCCCGGAAUUCCAUCGCUAGUGGAGCAUUGACUGGAGCCGUGCUGGCUGCCCGCAGUGGCAUGGUGGGCUCUGCAAUGAUGGGGGGUAGCAUCCUGUUGGCCCUCGUUGAGGAUGUUGACAUACUUCUCACCCACUAUGCUGCCCAGCAGUCCCGCAGUGCACACCCAUUCUUGGAGGACCCCAGCCAGCUAACCCCUAAAGAGGGAGCUCUGGCCCCAGGUUAUCCCAACUACCAGCAGUACCACUGAGGAAGCCGCUGUCUGCUCCUGCCACCGAGGGAGCUGCUCCUCAGGUCCCUCCUGGAUGAUCUACCUCCAAGGAAGGUCUGGCUCCUACAUAGCCCUGA
Rattus norvegicus (Norway rat) is the source of this 1532-nucleotide messenger RNA. NCBI's taxonomy places the organism in Eukaryota, Metazoa, Chordata, Mammalia, Rodentia, Muridae. The record is from RefSeq and is a predicted model, not a curated record.